UAGACCAGGACUGGGGAGAUGCAACAGCAGAUGUGGAGGAUGAUUUCCCAGGUGUCCCUGUUUAGGGCGCUAUGCUGCCUGCUGUUAAUGCCAGUUUGGCUAGAAGCAACAUCUCUGGUGAAAGUAAAGAAUCUCGGAGGAAGUUCAGUCAGCAUUGACUCUGCUCAGGCUCACGAUUUCUUGACGAACUCUCGACCUAAGAGGAACAUUGACCCAAAGUGGCACAGAGGGAAUCCUGAUUUUCAGUCCUAUUACCGCUUCUACAACAGCAUCGGACACAUCGAAGGACUCUAUGAAAUCGACAGGAUCCGGAUGUUGUAUCAGCAGAUGCGUCACUUAGAGAUAACCUAUGGGCCAGAUGCCUCCAGUUACCAAAAUGUCUUGGGUGUGCUGACCACCACUGAAGCACCAACAACUACCACUGAACCUCCUCCACCUCCCACUACCCCAGCCCCCACACCAGACCCUCUGGAGAACGCUCAGAGGAUCUAUUUAUGUCACCCCAAAGACCCUCUAUGCAAACCUCAGAUCGUCUACCUGCCAACAGGGGCUGUUCCAGUUUUGUGUGACCCACGCCGUAACCCCGCCUGCAGGCCUAAAACAGAGGAGGAGAUAAAAGCUGUUGCUCCCCCAAAACCAACACCACCUCCUCCUGCUCCUCCCGCUCCCAAAAAGUCAGUCCCACCUCCCCCUCCUCCUCCCCCAAUCACUGCUAAAGGUAUGGAGUACGACUGUGACCCAUACUGGGACCCUGACUGUCUCAUUGAUCACCCCCCACGCCCUGAGCAGGAAACAACAGCACCAGAGGCACCUGCUGAGGAAAAAGUGGUAGAAGAAGUAGCAAAAGUGGAGGAAAGUGCCCCUGCAGCAGCCACCCAGAAACCCCUUUACCCUUUCUUUGAUCCUUAUGAUUUCAACCGGGAUCUUUAUAACCCCUUGAGUUAUGUCGAGCCAGCUGCAGAAGAGUAGAAACAAAGUGCCUCAGAAAUGAAAGCUUUCUAUAAAGGGUCUGAUGACAAAAUGACAUCACAAGCCCAAAUAAUAGCAGGACUUUGCACAAAUCCACAUUAAAACCAAAAUGUUCAAUUCAAACCAUGUAUCGAUCGAUCAAAUGUUUAUAGGACAGACAUGUAAAAAAUGUUUAUAUGCCUGUAAUUCUUUUUCAUGACAAAACACUGUUUGAUUGGAUGUUCUUAAAAAAUGACCAAUAAACAUUUGUAAAGAACAAAACAGUUAAAAAGAAUAAAAAUAUUUUGGUAAUGGUGA
Labrus mixtus (cuckoo wrasse) is the source of this 1266-nucleotide messenger RNA. It is a transcript of the gene and3, whose product is annotated as actinodin3. The record is from RefSeq and is a predicted model, not a curated record. NCBI's taxonomy places the organism in Eukaryota, Metazoa, Chordata, Actinopteri, Labriformes, Labridae. The transcript is spliced from 5 exons. Bases 19 to 969 code for a protein of 316 amino acids.